Molecule: messenger RNA, 5634 nt
Organism: Cinara cedri
Lineage: Eukaryota; Metazoa; Arthropoda; Insecta; Hemiptera; Aphididae
Source: the annotation of a GenBank genome assembly
UACCGCCAUGUUCGCGCGCACCGGUCACUUUGCGCAACGGCAACGUUGUAUCAAAAACCGUACGUUUUGACGCGACGUUACGUUCCUGUGUGAACGUGCGAGCGGAACGCGUCGGUCUACAUGGACGGUACCGAACGUAAACUAAAUGUAAAAUCGAUUUAUUUACGCCGUUGUAUUUUCGUUAUUUCACCAUGGACGACGAAAUUCUAAUAGGAAAAGUACGUCAGCAUGAUGAACUAUACAACACGACACACAGAAAGUAUAGUGAUAACCGUCAUAAAGAUUUAAUAUGGGCGAAAAUCGGUAAAGAAUCGAACACAACCGGUAUGUAACUCCGUAAUUUGAACACUGUAGUUUUAUUUAUUUCGUUAUUUAUUACACUGAUUAUUAAUUAAUGUACCUAUCAAAAAACGAUCGAUUUAAAAUAAAUAAAAAAAUGAUUAGAAUACGUAGGUAAUUCUCAAUCUUCUACUUUUGGCGGUAGCAUGAUUAAUUCAAUUAAUAAUUCAUCUAUUACGGCUGUACAGACUUAUUUAAUUAUAUUAAACAGUAGAAUGUUUCAAGUGAAAACUGAAUGCAAUAGUUUGAAAUGAGUCACCGCCAGUUGCUAAAAAUCUAAAAACUAAAUAAUUUAAUAUAGAAAUUAAAUUAAAUUCUGGCAUAGUUAUAUUUUGGAUUCUGUGUGCAGCGAAUAAGCUUAUAGUUUUACAAUGAUGUUUAUUUAUUAUAUUUCUGUGGACAACUUUUCUAUCAGCAAUUAUGCUCCGAAAUUUAAUUUAGGAGGUACUUUAGGAAGGUCAAUUUUUUGAUUUUCCCAGGAAUUUUCCUAAUAAUCGGGAAAACCCGAGAGAACGGGAAAAUAAGCGCAAUAUUAAAAGAAAACGUUUAAUACAUAUGUAGGCAAUUAUUUUACCAUAAUAUGACGUAUAUACUGUUGACAAAAUAAGACAAUCAACUGAACUCCGGUCAGAAUUGUUUAUUCGUUGACAAUGGUUAAUCGUUACUAACAAAUAUACAUUAAUAUUCACAGGGCAAGUAUGUAAAACUCGAUGGAUCUCACUCAGAGAUCAACUCAGGAAAGCAUUAAAAAAGAAAAGAACAAAAAGUAGACAAACAGCAGGGAAACAAAAAAAAUGGAAGUACGAAGAUCGCAUGUCUUUUGUGAUACCGUUUUUUAAAGAACGAGACGCGUAUUCUAACAUAGCGUCUCCAGAAAGUGCAAGCGAAGAGUCAAAUGACGAAGACAUUUCCAAUCAGAACAACAAUAUUACAGAAAAAGAUGCGGAUGAGGUUGUGGAAAGUAAAAGAGAAACUACGCCAAAAUGCAAUAGGAUUAAGGAGUCGCUAUCGACAAAAACAAAAUCUACAAAAAAAAUGAAAAAAUCAAUUUCAUAUUGUUCUAACGCUGAAAAAAUAAGCAAACCAGAAACCGCAUCACCUGUUUCAAUGGCAUAUGUAUUGGACAGCGAAAAUGAUAAACCAAAGGCAAUAUCUUGUGCGUCGCAUCCAAUCGACGUGUUUUUCCAAGGGCUGGCCGCUACUGUCAAAACAUUUUCUCCAGAAUACCAGCACGUGGCAAAAAACAAACUGUUUGCGAUUGUUUCCGAUUUGGAGUGGGCGAAAUUACAAAAUAAAAAAAUGAACAAACAGAUCGCAGCAUCAAGAGACCCUCCGACGUCAUACUUUUGCUCUAAUUUACCGUGUGCGUCUACAAUGUCAGCGCCUGGGAUUCAAAAUAGUCUACCACCGUACGAUAACACACAAUUUAUGAGACAGGGGGCACCAUCGAACACCAUUCAAUACGUUCAAGCACCAACGCAAUCUCCUACUUCUAGAACACCAUCGUAAUCAUCAUCAUCAUCAUCAUCUGCUUGAAAUUAUUACGAACGUUUUAAUACAGAUAUAAAUGUAUAAGGCAACAAGAUAUGUGCCUAAAUGUUUUCGUUUAAAUACUCUCAAUUGCACAACGUGUUAUAAUAACAAUGAAAAAAUGUAAUUGAAACGAUAGUUUGUAAUAUGUUGUUUUAUAAGUAAGCGUAUAUUGUUAGAUUUAUCUUACACACACCAUUAACUUCUCCUUAGCACUUAUAGCUUCUCGAAAAGACGCUUUUUUUUUUUCUUCUGAUUUGUCGAUUGAUUUCAAUUAAUAAAACAUAAAAUCGGUGCUGCGACAUUUUAAAAUGAAGUUUUAUUUUCUAAAUCGUCUAAACAAACGUAUGACAUUCCCCAAACCGCUUCCUUUUCAUUACAUUUCUCGUAUCCGUGUUCUUCUUUACGGUUUUUUCUCUUCUUCGUCGUCCAAAAUGAUUGCCAUUGCUGCGAAUAUUUUUUCAUUAAAUUUUGACAUGAUGAAGUAGAGACAUUAUAUUAUUACUAAUUGAUUUGUUAUGAAUUUUAAUUUUUUACUAGACAACUAAAAUAUAAGUUUUCAGACGAAAUGUUUUCGGUGUUACGCUCUAUACACUCGCGUAGACUGGUCCUCCAUAAAAUCCGAAGUUUUGUUUGACGUUUUCAAAAUUUCACGUGACGCGACGUCACAUGUGAAUGCAUAAUAAAUUUGCCGUGUGACGUUGCCGGUCUAUGACGCGACGUCGACGUUCCGUAUACCGUGAAUCUACCUGAACAAAACUAAAGAAUGUGUUUUAAGAAUACCGGCGGGUAAAAAGUUGUGUAGACCACCACCCUCGUUUACAAAACUAACUCUGCCCCGUACAACACUAUUAAUUAAUAUCCCACCCAUCAAUUCGAUUAGAAAUACGGCUCAUUGUGUUAGAAAUGUUAUCCUUCGCAUAUGCCUGUCUAUUAAAAAUAAAGUAAAACAGAAUACGAAGAUUACUUACGCGUAUAAUCGAAUAGAAUUCGUUUUUAAUAAAACUAAUUCGAGUUUUUAAAGUUGCAUUAGAAAAGUCUCGGUAACAUUAACUAAUGCGUCGUCCGCCCUCCCCGACUCGAAGACUUAAACUAAAGCGGACCGGUAGUUUCACUUUAAAUAACGGGGAUCCCUCAUAAUUGAUUAUUACAGUGUUUGGAACGUUCAUUAUAAAAAAAAAAAUAUAAUAAUAAUAACGCAUUCACGUUCGUUUAAAAAGAACGCAUCCUAUGCGUUCACACAGUAUAGCCAGAAAAUCCUUUGAUAUCAAAGACUAUUAAUUCCACAGCACCACAAGUAUGUAAAAAUGUAUAAAUAAUGACAUAAACAAAUUGGUUUUUAACUGCGGUCUCUCCAAACUUAUUACUUAUUAGUUAUUUGGAAUAGAGUGUGGGUAUCAUUAACAGUAAUAUUCAUUACGUACCUGCUAUCACUUUGGCUAUCAAAUGAACGAAAACGGUCGUUGGCUUAACUCCCGCUAUUUGCGUCUAUGUGAUACAUAAUACCUACUAACUGUUUAUAAUCAACGCCUAUACAAUUUGUAAUUUAUAUCGCCUAAAUUCGCACCUUAAAAUGGAUAUGCUCGGUUCAGAUUUCUUAUUUGAAAUUCCAUGUUUAUAUGUAUUUGGAUUUGUACCGUCCAAGUUUGUAUAAGUACCCGAGUUGGUAUAAAUUAUUAUUAUGUCGUUUGAUAAUAAAUUAUAAAUAAUUAUCUUGAAUCCAAACACAACUAUGAUUAUUCGAGGACGGUGUACACGACCAACCAAUCAGAAUACACCUUAUAUUUUGAUGAAAUUUGGAUCCUGUUGGCGAGUAAGAUAGUAGGUUUUUGAUAUUCCGUGCAGUUUUAUUGAUAAUUUGAGCAAAACUUCUAGAAAAAAACAAUAAAUAGUUGACGAAAAUAAUGGUUUCGUUAUUUUCAAUUUUGUUUUUUUUUUGUAAUUCAGUUGAAAAUAAUCGUUGAGACUUGACAUUUCAACAGAAAACUAACAUUGGCCUUUUUUAGACAUUUUAUAUUUGAUGUGUAUUUUAACAUAGUUUUAGAAUAAAAGUUACAAGCUAUGAAAUUUAUAAAAAAAUAGUACUUUGGAGGAAACGACAUCAAUGUUUUUUGAAUUAUGAACUAUUAAAAAAGUUACAGUUAUUUAAAAAAACAAAAAAUAAAGGUUUUUGUAGCUUAUCUAUUAAGCUAUAUAUUUGGAAUAAUACAAAAACCCCACGUCAUUCCCUCCAAAAUAUUGUUUUCUAUAAAUUUCAUAAUUAGUAGUUUUGCUCUAAAACCAAAAUUAAGCCAGUUUUAUUCAUUCUGUAUAAGUAUUGUUAAUGUUUGUUAUCUGGUAGUUAGACUGAGACAGUAGAUGUGGGUAUAACAUCCUUUUAAUUUAAAUUUUUAAUAUUUACGUUAUGAAUUCAGAUUUACUAUUAGUUUUGCAGUUCUAAAUUUUUAGUAUUACCAAAGUUGUGAAAAUCUUUAUAUUUUAUAAAUGUUUAACAUUUUUGCAUGUUUUGAUAUUUUGUAACUAAAAGUUGCUCAUUGUUUAAAACAUUAUAGUCCAAUACUUUUGAUAAACAAAUUAAACAUUUCGGGUAAUUUAAUCUUACUUUGAAUAUUUUUUUUAUUUUUAUAAUUUGCCUUAAUUUUAAGGUUUAUUAAAAUACUACAACACUAUCACCUAUCUCUAUUUCUUACCCAAAACAGUUGCCUACUAAAGGUUAUAAGUGUUAAGUCAUUUUAUUUGACAAUAAUCCUCAUCAAGUAUAAUUGGAUAAAAAAAUAAUAAAAAUCUACGUACAAAUGGGAUGAAAACAAAUGUAUUAUGUGUAUUUUUAAUAGUACUAUGAAGUUGUUUGGAUUGAAAUGAUUUACUAUAUAAUAAUUAAACUUUUGAUAAGUGAUAUAAACACAAAAUGAGCAGGUGAAUUACAUUCAGAGGCGGAUUUACUAGAGGGCGGACCAGGGGGUCUGGGUACCAAUGUAAUUUCAAUAAAAUGUCAUCUAAAAAGAGGUAUCCAAUAAUAGAUACUUUUGAAAUACAUAUUAUUUUUCAGGGCACCUUCUGAAAACUGUUGACAAGCCACCACUGAUUAAAUUAUUUAUCAACAAUAGGAUAAUAAAGUUCAUACAGUUAAAAUAAUAAUAAUAAUAAUAAUAAUGUGAACAAAGAAUGAUUAGAGUCUUAAAUAAAAUAAUUGUAAGUAGCACUUUGAGCAUAUAGAAAAAAUCAAAAGGAAUCUUGAGAAAGAUAAUAAGUACACAAAACUUUAUAGUAUUGAAAAGUAUAAUAUUUGUUAUUCAGGAUGUAGCCAAUUAAAUGUUUGUACAAAUGAAGAGCACAAGAAAUAAAUUAUGGUAUAAUAAUAAAUAUCAUACUGUAGUGAAAGUGUUCAAACACUCAUGAAGAGUAUCCAAAAAGAUUGCUAGUAAUCUUCACAAGAUUGAACAGACAUAAAGCAUCAGAAUAGUUCCAAGAAAGAAAAUAAUGAUACUUGAACAGCAUAAUAUUACAAAACACAGACAAGUACCAUACAUAAGGAAGUUAGAAAUUUCAACAUGAAGAAAACUACUGAAUAUAAUAAAAUAAUAAAGUAAAAACAAAAUUAUUUAAAUGGUUAAUACUCAUAAAUAAAUAAAUAAAUAAAUUAAUGUAUCGCCUGGAGUAUUAUGAUUUGUGUAUUAUAUGACCAGUUUAAAUUUAAAAAUUCAUCAUUAGGCAUAUCACAAAGUCAAAAUGUAAAAUAAAUAAAUAAUUUCUAUGUAAAACAAC